UCCGGGCCACGGACUUGGAAUCGCUGACCAAGAAGAAGCAGAGAAAGGACAAGGCCCUGAAUCUCUAAUAUUUUUUUGUCUUCGGUUUCAAAAUUUUCUUUAUUUCUCUGUUUCUUAUCAAGGACAAGGCCCUGAAGGAAAAAACUCGUGCUGCUUCUGUCCAUUCUGUGCCCAAUCCUCCCGUGCUGAACACUACCCCUCUUGUUCCUGAGAUUCCUCAUCAGGACAAGAGGAAGUGUUGGCCGAACAUGAGAUCUCUUUCUUUCAGAAGCAAACUGAAGCAAUGAAAGGGGAGAAACCCCAGGCUUACUUAGACUUCAUUGAGAAGGCACCGCUGAGGACAAUGUUGUUAAACCAGCUCCCUUCCUACCUCUGCCCAAUAGCCCAAGUUGCCAAUAAGAGCUGGCAGGCAAAACAUAACCACUAUCUUUCUUCCAUGGAUGCUCAGGAUGCUAGCCUGAUGGCUGCAAUCUACAAUGCUCGUGCUACAAUAUGUUCCAUAAAAGCUGCAAGAGAAACCAAGCAGGAAAGGUUUGCAAGUGAAAAUGCCAAUAAAAGCUGCAAGAGAAACCAAGCAGGAAAAGUUUGCAAGUGAAAAUGCCAGAAAUGUUGCACAGCGCGCUUUUGAAGAGGAAAGGGCUAGCCAUAGCCGCUCCGUGAUAAACCUUACGUCAACUCUUGAACAAGCGAAGAAAUAUUGGGAAGCGCUGGGAGAGAAGCGUGCGAGGAUUAAGGAUCUGGGGCUGAAGCUUGCAUCUACGGAGGCUAGGCUAAGGGGCCUAAGCUUGGAGGUGUUGGUGGCAAGCGUUAUAACUUCACUUUUCUGUUUUAGAUGCGACAGCAUCUAAAAUACUGAGAAAUUAACGCUUCCAGCACCACGUCCAAAGCUUAGGAUCCUUGGGUAUAGCACCCUUGGGCACAUUGCUCUUAGAGGCCUUCUGUGACUUGGACAUCAACUCUGCUUUCUUCAACCACAUAGGAGACUGAGCGAAUAAAUCUGAUACCCUUCCCUGGUUAUAUCUUGGCACCACUAAAUCGGCAAAGCUCUGUCCUGACAACCCAUAAUUAACAGGUGAGACAAACAAAAGAA
Molecule: messenger RNA, 1090 nt
Organism: Olea europaea var. sylvestris
Lineage: Eukaryota; Viridiplantae; Streptophyta; Magnoliopsida; Lamiales; Oleaceae
Exons: 2
Coding region: 284-595 (103 amino acids)
Source: RefSeq, a predicted model, not a curated record